GACGUAAUCACCCCAUUGCCAUUCGCCAUCCAGCAACAGCGUGGCGACACGCCGACAAAACAUCAAUCAUUGUGCUCCAUUGAAGCUAUCCCAACGCUCCAAAGCCUGCCUGCAUAGAUGACUGGCGCCGCCUAAACAACCGCCCACCAUGCCUGCGUACGUUCCCGAACGCGUCUCCCGCUCACGCACCCCCCCUCUCUCUCGUCCCCUUCCUGCCCGCUGACAAUGGCGCUCUCCUCCUCUGGACCGUGCGACCGUGAACAGGCCAGGCGACCAGCACACGUCAUGGGCGAACCCGUUUGAGGAGGCCAAGCCGUGCAUCUCGGAAUGGACGGCCAAGCAGAUCGCCACCAUCUCGUCCAAGCUGGACAAGCAGCUGGGGCCCGAGUACAUCUCGUCGCGGGCGGGGCCGGGCGGCUCGCGCGUGCACUACCUGACGGCAGAGAAGUGCAUCGGGCUCGCCAACGAGGUGUUUGGCUUCAACGGGUGGUCGUCGUCGAUCCAGAACAUCCAGGUGGACUUUGCCGACGAGAACCCGCAGACGCAGCGCGUCAGCAUCGGGCUCAGCGUCAUCGUCCGCGUCACGCUCCGCGACGGCACCUACCACGAGGACAUUGGCUACGGCUCCAUCGAGAACGCAAAGGGCAAGGCCAUGGCCUUUGAAAAGGCCAAGAAGGAGGGCACCACCGACGGCCUCAAGCGCGCGCUGCGCAGCUUCGGCAACGUCCUCGGCAACUGCAUCUACGACCAGGACUACGUCAAGCAGGUCACAAAGGUCAAGGCACACCCCGUCAAGAAGUUUGACCAGGACAACCUCCACCGCCAUGCCGACUUUGUGAGGAGGGAGUCUGUCAAGGCCGAAUUCGCAUCUACUACGUCCGCCGCGCCGACAGCUGCUGCCCCCGCUACCACCGCCACCACCGCCACCACCGCCUUACCCCUCCCCUUGCCCAAGAUGGAACCCAGCGAGUCGUUUGAGGAGGACUUCCUCGGAGAGCUUGAUGAGGCCGACUUUUGCGUGCCCGGUGAUGGCCACCCCGACGAAGUCAUGGUCCCGCAUCCUACCGUGGUGCCCCCCGCCGACAGGCCACCGCAAAUGCAGCCUCCCACGAGGCAGUUCAACCGAGCUGCUUCUGCCGGAACUGGCACCACACGACCGCUCCCUCCACAUACGCCAAACCCUGCUAACUCGCGCCCGGCUCACCACCAAGACAACCAUCAAGGUCGCCCCGUGGCCGGCAACGGAAGGGGUUCGCCCAACCCCUCGGCGCAGCAGCCCUCGAUUCCCAAUCCCGCGGAGCCCGUAGCCUUCUUCUCCGCGCGCUCCGUCUCGACCACAAACGCUGCCGAGCCCAACGCCCAUAUCCAGAACAAGCAACUCUUCAACCCAAAGGCCGAAAGCCCCUCGAUACGAAAGACCCCCGGCAUCGACCACAACUCGUCACGACCCUUGGCGAGGAACGGCCAGCACAUCGCUCCCGCCAGCAGCCAGUCGUCAGCGCCAUCAGCCCCCGGUGCCACUGCCGGCAACACGUCCAGCUUCACGCCGGUGAGGCAGUCGGCGGCGGCGGCGACGGCAGCUGCAGGAGGCGGCCCAGUCACGCGAAGCAACGUCGUGAACCCGUCCCUCGACUACACCCGCCGCAUCGGCGCGCCAGGCGGGCCCGGCAGCCCGCUGGCCAACAGAAACUCCUACAAGCCGCCGUCCAUGAAGCGCCCACUUCCUGCAGGAGAUGGGAACGGGGCCGUCGGCGUCCCGCGCUCGCCCCUCGUUGACGUGCCGCCAAACACGUCGGGCCAGGCCAACGCGCCCGCAGCCGACGGCGCGGAUGCGAAGCGGCCAAGGAUGACAUGAGUCUGAAGACCGGAGCUUGGGCCUUGUUGUUUUUUCGCUCUCAUGCUGGGUGUACGGCGUCAAUCUUGGGAAGGCGGCGUUUUUAGGUCAAAGGGGAUAGGUUCGUUCCUACCAUCAUUAUCAUGGUAUCAAGACAGCGAAGUUGGCACACGAGACUAGAGAUAUACGGGAGCGUAACGACACAUUUUCAAUGUACUAGUACUAUUUAGUUACUGUCAAGGUAGCAAUACGCGUCUCGUAUCUUGCCC
Messenger RNA from Purpureocillium takamizusanense, 2103 nucleotides. It is a transcript of the gene RAD52, whose product is annotated as DNA repair protein rad52, variant 3. The coding region runs from base 653 to 1855 and encodes 400 amino acids. Lineage: Eukaryota; Fungi; Ascomycota; Sordariomycetes; Hypocreales; Ophiocordycipitaceae. The transcript is spliced from 2 exons. Gene Ontology annotation, biological process: mitotic recombination; double-strand break repair via homologous recombination; double-strand break repair via single-strand annealing. Gene Ontology annotation, cellular component: nucleus. The record is from RefSeq and is a predicted model, not a curated record.